Ceratosolen solmsi marchali is the source of this 703-nucleotide messenger RNA. RefSeq names its product mitochondrial import inner membrane translocase subunit Tim16 (gene blp). The record is from RefSeq and is a predicted model, not a curated record. The coding region runs from base 207 to 611 and encodes 134 amino acids. Gene Ontology annotation, cellular component: TIM23 mitochondrial import inner membrane translocase complex. Lineage: Eukaryota; Metazoa; Arthropoda; Insecta; Hymenoptera; Agaonidae. Gene Ontology annotation, biological process: protein import into mitochondrial matrix. The transcript has 2 exons.
CGCGUUUAUUCAUGGUAUGGUCACGUAGUGUAACAUUGUGUCGUGAAUUAUAUGAUAUGAAAUCUAAUUUAAAAAUUUAAUAACUCGAUGUAUUAAUUAUAGUAAAUGUAAUUUUACCCUUAUUCUAUUUUACCAGAACACCAUCCCAUUUUUGGGGUGGUAUUUUUUGAAAUUUCAUAAAGAUACAUGAGAGUAAUGAUAAAAUUAUGUCAAAGUAUUUAGUACAAAUAAUUCUACUAGGCUCUAAGAUAGUAGGUAGAGCAUUUGCUCGGGCUCUUCAACAAGAAUUUGCAGCUAGUCAAGAAGCAGCACGUAGAGCAGGCAACAAUGAACAAGCAGGUCGGCGGAGGGUGGCUACUAAUAUUCGAACUGGUAUAACAUUAGAAGAAGCAUUACAAAUUUUAAAUGUUCAACAAAUAGAUGAAUCUGAUGUAAUUCAACGUAACUAUAAAUAUCUUAUCGAAGCAAAUGAUAGAUCUAAAGGUGGUUCAUUUUAUUUACAAUCAAAAGUUGUUAGAGCUAAAGAACGUAUUGAUGAAGAAUUAAAAAAUAUAAAGACUAAACCCCCAAAAUCAAGUAAUUCAAGACAAACACCAAAUUCACAACUUUAACAUUUAACAUUUUCUAUUUGAACUAUGUGGAGUUUUUUAACAAUUUAAUACUUAUUAGUAAGAUCAAAGUUUAAUGUAAACAAAGAUCAAGG